Messenger RNA from Bipolaris victoriae FI3, 225 nucleotides. RefSeq lists its product as hypothetical. Lineage: Eukaryota; Fungi; Ascomycota; Dothideomycetes; Pleosporales; Pleosporaceae. The transcript has a single exon. The annotation marks the transcript as partial. The record is from RefSeq and is a predicted model, not a curated record.
CCACCACCACCACACCCACCCUCAUUUCCAUGUUCAAAAGGCACACGAUUACGACGAUGCAAUCAGAGCGACUUGCAUCAUUUGAAUUAUGCAUACUGGGCUGCAUGUCCACCGGCGUCACUACUUUUUUCUCCAUAUCUGCGGUCUUCGGCAUGCAACGGCGCAACUGGCUCACGACCCGGCGAGGUUGUUUUGUUUUCGGAGUUCCCCAUUUUCAACGACUAG